This is a messenger RNA of Quercus robur (English oak), 1055 nucleotides long. RefSeq lists its product as uncharacterized. Lineage: Eukaryota; Viridiplantae; Streptophyta; Magnoliopsida; Fagales; Fagaceae. The record is from RefSeq and is a predicted model, not a curated record. The coding region runs from base 141 to 671 and encodes 176 amino acids. The transcript is spliced from 2 exons.
AAAUAGCGCUCACUCUCACUCUCACUCACUACUCACAAGUCACAACUUUCAACUCUUCAAUCCCAAAAUUUUUGAAAAUAUCAAAAUUUCGCACUCAUAUUUGAACUUUUAGUACCAAACAAGCUUCGUCUGUCUGGGUGAUGGACACGGUCGCCACAUCUUUGGCAGACGACGAGGAGUGGGAACUCUAUAACGACGAUGGCUUCGUCUACAAGCGCAAGAAGCGCCGCCUCAACCCAGAUGAAGCCGCGUUGGCGGCUCGGCCACCGAGUAUGGAUCCCGAGGCGGAGGAGAGGAACCGGAGGGAGCGGAAGAGGAAGACUUUGCUGAAGCUGAAAGAGCGGUACCAGACAGAGAUCGACCGGUGGGAGCUCUUGUCGAACACCUUGCGUGCAAUGGAAGAGAGAGCGCGUCAACGACAAGAACAUGAAGAUACGCCGUCGUUUAGUGCUUUGCCUUUGUCUUCGCCCGAGAUUGUUAAUGGGUCACUCGUGGAUGAGCUUCUCUUGCAGGUGGAGGCCCAGGAAGCAAUAAUUCGUGAUGUUUCGAAUUUAUGUGAUGUAGCAGAAGCAAUGUGCAAUGCACAAGAGGAGCAAAUGAAGCAAUCUUUUAUUGAUCUUCCGAUUUGGGCUUCACCGCAUGAGCUUAUUGCAUCACUUUGUGUUGAUUGAGUUUCUUCUGGAUAGUUUGUCAUGUUAUGCUCUGGAAAGAAAAAAGGUAAAGCCAGGUCUUCCACUGGUAUUUAUUAUCUUCACCUGUAACUAUAAUUUUAGUGCUCCAAGAAGGCCUUACUAGUGUAUUCUGCUGUCAUUACUUUCAGACAGAUAGGGAAUUUUUUUAGUUUGUUUAUUCGUCGUUAGAUAAUGUGAUUUAGUAGGAGUUGUGUAAUUGAACUAACCAUCUGUUGAAUGAAUAGAAGAUGGAGAAUAUGCUCAAAAUGAGGUUGAGAAAAUUUGUGUCCUGGAGUAACUUCUGUGAAGUAGUAUCAGAUCAAACUUUGUGGUGUAUAUGCAUGUAUGAUUUCUAAUACAGUUUCUUAUCAAGCUUUUCAGAUA